AUGAAGCUACGUAAACUUGUACCAACCUUUCUGAAGACUACAAUUUAUAUCCCAGCCAAAAAGAAAUACGAAUGGGCCAGUUCCGCCUUUGGGAAGAGGAGGAGGAGGAAGAAGGAGACCUAUUUUAGUUUCAUGGGGAAAAUCCUAAAGCAAACCCACCCAGACUUCAGCAGGUGUUCCUGGGUCUUGGAUGCACUGGGCUUUCUGAAGGAUUAGCAACUGGAACGGGUUAGCCUGGAGGCAGUGAGACUGUCCUUCUAUAACCACAGAAAAGCCAUUACCAACAGGGAGAUCCUUGAAGCAGUCAAGCAGAGAUCCCCUCGGAAGAGCUUUUGA
Eubalaena glacialis (North Atlantic right whale) is the source of this 336-nucleotide messenger RNA. RefSeq names its product histone H2A.N-like. Gene Ontology annotation, molecular function: DNA binding; protein heterodimerization activity; structural constituent of chromatin. Gene Ontology annotation, cellular component: nucleosome. Lineage: Eukaryota; Metazoa; Chordata; Mammalia; Artiodactyla; Balaenidae. The transcript is spliced from 2 exons. The record is from RefSeq and is a predicted model, not a curated record.